Molecule: messenger RNA, 1056 nt
Organism: Aspergillus calidoustus
Lineage: Eukaryota; Fungi; Ascomycota; Eurotiomycetes; Eurotiales; Aspergillaceae
Source: the annotation of a GenBank genome assembly
AUGGCCGAGCAACGAGUCAAUGUCCACAUCCCCUCCCGGCCUGCCGUGCUGGACAGCGUCCGUCUGCGCAAUAUCCAACUCCCGCUCCCCGCAGCACCAGACCCAUGGCACCGAACCGGUAAACCACAGCCCUGCACAGCUUCGUUGUCGCUGUCCUACUCUUCCGCCGUGGCAGCCGCAGAUGCCGACGAUGUCUCCCUCUCUCUCGACUACGGAAAGCUCUAUCGCCGGCUGGAGGAGGACGUCCGCCACAUGGGCAAGCCCACUGAGCCAACGCCCGUCCACCACAUGAUAAGCAUGGAUGGAAGCCGCCGCGAGGAAAUGCUGGGUGCAGACGUCGGUCAGGAUGUGCGCCUCACCGCGGGAAUCGUGGCAAAUUGUGGCCUCGGACUCCUAGAUGAGACAGCUGCGGGCAUUCGAAGGAUGGCCCAUGUGCAGCAAAAUCGGCGCCGGAGCAGUGCCUCUGCCUCUGAGGCACGGGCUGCGAUCCUGAACAACUCCACUUCGGCACCUGUAUCUUCCGGGACUCCCAUUGAUGACGUUUUUGGACAGUGCGAGGUUUGGCUGCAUCUACCUAAGGCUCUACUGCGUGCGGAGAGUGGACUUCAUUACCGCAGUGUUACAGUGUGGGGUUAUAGACAAGGAACGGCUGGUGGGGAUGCCACUAGUUCCAGCCGGUGCCCUGUGGUUCUAGAGGAGGAAUUCCGCAUUGAGGGUAUUCGGUGCUACUGUAUCUUGGGUGUAAACUCCCAUGAAAGGGUUGAGAAACAGGCCGUUAUCAUCUCAUUGGAGUUCAAAGGUCCUGGACAAUUAGCUUGGGGGUCGACUGUCGUGGACACUUAUCAGGCAAUGACAAGGGCCGUUGCAGAGCGCGUGGAAGAGACUUCGUUCCAAACCGUUGAGGCGCUCGCGACGUUUGUAGCUCGAAUUGCGACGGUUGACUUUGCGAACGAGCGAGUAAAGGUAAGGGUUGAAAAGCCGAGUGCGCUAGCAUUUGUUGAACGCUCCGGCGUAGAAGUGACUCGGUCUCAGGCGUUCUUUGAGAGAUCAGCCUGA